AUGGCCCUCUCCCUGCGGGCCAUCUCCUCCCUCUCCUCCCUCUCUCUCCUCCCCUCCUCCAAACAGCCCUACCGAUACCGAUCCCUCGCCUACAUCGCCAUCAUCGCCAGCGUCCUCUUCGUCCUCUGCCGCCUCUACCUCUUCCCCGACGACGACCUCCUCGCCCUCGGCAGCCUGCACGACUCCCCCGAGCGCCACGCAUUAUGCGCCGCCCACGGCUUCGCCCCCUACCCGUCCGGCGGCGACGGCACCGCCCGCCGCAAGAUCUACGACAUCACCAUGGUCAACACGGAGCUCGACUGGCUCGAGAUCCGCCUCGACGCCCUGUACGACGAGGUCGACCUCUUCAUCAUCGUCGAGUCCCCCACCACCUUCCACGGCCACGCCAAGCCCAUGCUCGCCAAGGAGAGCUGGCACCGCUUCGCCCGCUACCACGACAAGAUGCUGCACCACGAGCUCGAGUUCCCCAGCGGCUUCCGUCCCCGCCGCACCUGGGACUUUGAGCGCCUCCAGCGCGACGCCGGCUACGAGCAAGUCUUCCCCAAGCUGAUAUCCGGGGGUGACCGCGCCCCGCGCCUCGGCGACGUCCUCGUCGUCGCCGACGUCGACGAGAUCCCCCGCCCCGAGACCCUCCGCGUCCUCCGCGCCUGCGCCUUCCCCCGCCGCCUCACCCUCGCCUCCCGCUUCUACUACUACUCCUUCCAGUUCCUCAGCGUCGGCCCGGAGUGGCACCACCCGCAGGCCACCUUCUACGACGGUCCCGGCGCCCGCACCCUCGCCCCCAACGACCUCCGCGACGGCCAAGGCGGCAACUUUGUGUCCCGCUGGCGCGAGUCGGCGCGGUACGGGAACGCCUCCUGGCACUGCAGCAGCUGCUUCGACUCCAUGGACAUGUUCCUCAACAAGAUGGCCAGCUUCUCCCACAAGUGGAUGAACGGCGCCCAGUACCGCGACCGCGACCGCAUCGCCGACGCGGUCCGCGACGGCGUGGACAUCUGGGGGAGGCGCUCGUCCACGUUUGAGCGCCUCGACGGCAAUCAGGACCUGCCACCGCUGGUUCGUGAUGAUCCGAGGUACGUCUACCUCCGCGACCGCAGCGGCAAGUCGGCCGGCAUGAAGGACUACCCUUGA
This is a messenger RNA of Cordyceps fumosorosea ARSEF 2679, 1131 nucleotides long. RefSeq names its product glycosyl transferase family 17 protein. Gene Ontology annotation, molecular function: beta-1,4-mannosylglycoprotein 4-beta-N-acetylglucosaminyltransferase activity. Gene Ontology annotation, biological process: N-acetylglucosamine metabolic process; protein N-linked glycosylation. The transcript has a single exon. Lineage: Eukaryota; Fungi; Ascomycota; Sordariomycetes; Hypocreales; Cordycipitaceae. Bases 1 to 1131 code for a protein of 376 amino acids. Gene Ontology annotation, cellular component: membrane. The record is from RefSeq and is a predicted model, not a curated record.